Molecule: messenger RNA, 3382 nt
Organism: Perca fluviatilis (European perch)
Lineage: Eukaryota; Metazoa; Chordata; Actinopteri; Perciformes; Percidae
Gene: prrg1
Product: proline rich Gla (G-carboxyglutamic acid) 1
Exons: 4
Coding region: 130-750 (206 amino acids)
Cellular component (GO): extracellular region
Molecular function (GO): calcium ion binding
Source: RefSeq, a predicted model, not a curated record
AAACAGAGCUAUGCGCCUGCGCACCAUACAGAGCAACACACAGGCAGCAGAGAAACCGAGGGAGCGUUUGUGAGGACGCAUUUUUAGGACGAAAAGAGAUAAAUCACCCUAAACAGACUCGUAGGAAUCAUGGGGAGUGUGUUCCUGCCGGCGGACGCGGCCCACUCGGUGCUGCACCGGCUGCGCAGGGCCAACUUCUUGCUGGAGGAGAUGAAGCAGGGUAACAUCCAGAGGGAGUGCCGCGAGGAGAUCUGCACCUAUGAGGAGGCCCGUGAGGCUUUUGAGAACGACGAGAAGACGAGACGGUUCUGGGAGGAGUAUGUGCGGGAGAGCAGUCCAUCUGGAGGGCUGGAGACAGUGGUUGGAGGAGUCCACUCUCUCUACUUGAUCGUGCCAUUGCUGCUGGUUGUGCUCAUCAUUGUCGCCGUCGCCAUUACUGUGUGGCGCUGCCACUCCCGCAAGCGCUCGCAGCGCAGCCCCAGCCUGGGACACUCUCAUAACGACCACGUCCUGUCAGUGGUCUCUAUGGACCAUUGGGGGAGGGACUCGGAACUCAGCGUCCACAGCAGCCCAGCUUAUCCAGGCUCAGAGCUCACAUCAGGAAGAGGAAGCGGUGGAGACCCGCCGCCAUCUUAUGAAGAGGCUGUGGGCCAUGCAGAUGUCCAAAUAGAGACGGAGCCACCUCCACAGUAUGAGGAUAUAGUCAACACUAGCUCUACUAGUGGUACUAGCGGUGGCCAUGGGAAGUAAACCGGUCUCUCACUACUACUCCAACAAAAGCCCUAACCUACACUAAGACCAUCUGAUCAUUUAGCAGUAUCACUGUUGUGGUAUCACCAGCCUUCCCCAUUCAACACAUUCAGAAAGACUAUUAACUGUCUGGUCAAUGGACUAAUGCAAUCUUUGCCUGAGCCAGCGCUGUUGAAAUUUGCACUAACCUUUUCAUCAUUGAGGUGAAGUAAUGGCAGGAAGGAUAUUGCAAUACCAAAACCAACCAACCUCUGCUGAUUUUCCUCAAGUUACAUCUAUGCUGUCACACUGUAGCAAAUCAUUUAACUCAGCGGGCAUAACAAAUGUUGCAUAUGGAGUAAAGAAAAGGGUUCCGAUUGCCAUAAUGGACGACAACUAUUCCAAAAGUCUAUAUGGGACCUGGAUCGAUGCUUCAUUGUAGUUUAGUGCCAAUUUUGUUAGGCUUAAGUGGCCAAUAGCAGAUAUUUUCCAACAAUUUUUAAUACCUUUUAAAUGUGACCUCUUUGUCAAAAAAUAAGAAUUGUGGGUAUUGCAUAUACUUUUGCAAAAGUUUGCUUUGCAAGACUCGGAAACAGCAUUUAGACCACAAAACAACAAUUCCAGUGAAACCCAGACAAAUAAAAAAUUGCGUUAAGAAAUCAAGCUUAUAAUUUCUUAUGUCUAACCUUGAGAUGGGGGGGGGUGAUACCGAAUAUCGUUUCACUCCUGUGAGGAGCACCGUUUUUAAUAAAGUGUAACUGAGAUUGUGUCAAUACAAGAAUACCACUUGACUGGUGACCGUCUGCAGCUUUAAAAAAGUGAAGCGGCUAAACUAUAUUGCUAUGCUACGACGAGAGGAGAAUAACUGAGAAAUGUGGCGAUGUCAUAAUGUCACAAUCGAUAGUAUGAUAACAUUUCCAUCUAAUACCAAGUAAUAAUGUUAUAAAAGUAAGACUAAUUUAAUGAAUAUCAUUCAAUCACAUCACAUUGCGAUUCAUAUAAAAUAACACGUAUGAGACUAAAACUAUUAAAAUCAGAGAGGUGUUAAGUACUGCUUUGGCUCGUCUCGAAGGGCUGCUGUAAGUUUUACAAGCUACCAGAUGUCACUGUGUUUGCUGUGUUUGAAGCCCUGAAGUGUCAAAUGUUUUUCAGCACAAAUAGAAAGAAAGAAAGAAAGAAAGAAAGAAAGAAAGAAAGAAAGAGACCCAAAGCUUCAUAAGGUUUUCUCGGCCCAUUCCUAGUCCAACCUGUAAGCAAACAAUUAUGUAGUCCAAUAUUAACUUGUUAGCUCUGCUUGGUCGACCGACUCCUGAGGGAAAUAUCUAGGUCUUAAGUUUGCUAAAAUAUAAAAAAUGUCUUCGCCAGACAUUCAUUUACGUUUAGCAAUUUCCUUCUGGGCAAGUAGUUGUGAUUUGCAUGUCUGGGCUUGUUAACUGUAAAUGACCUCUGAAAAUUAUCACUUAUUGCAGGUUUAAAUAGUCAAGUUGCCAAACGAAUGCAUCGGUCCAGCUUCAGUAUACACUUGUGAAUGUUUUUGGAAUUUAAAAUUCAAGAUAAGACCAGCAGUUAUAAAGGGGGAGUGCUGAAAUGUGUUUCGUGUAUGUGUGCCAUAUGUGCUUAUAUUUUGGUAAUGCAUGCAGUUUGGUCUUUACACCUGAGGUUGGAUCUGGCUAUGCACUUUUUCUUGAGGGUCAGUGCUUGCUUGCCCAUGUCCUUUUCUGGGCUGUUGACAGUUGCUCAGAGCCUGCUUUAACUGUGAAAAUCUUCCCCUACUUUUUCCCCUACAAAAAAAUCUAACCAUGUUGGAUAUGACUACAGAGUCUUUUGCUGCGCCACUUUCCCCAAAAGCACACAUUUGAGUGUUCUUCAAAUAGGUUUGCAGCUACACCAUAAAUGUAAGUUGUAGAGUGACUUGCACAGGAAUGUGGGACAGACGGCAAUAGAAACAGAAGCUUUGGGGAAAAGCGGUAUCAGAAGGGAGGUUCUGUAUUUAAUGACACUACGGACAGAGUUCACGUUUAGCAUGUGUAAAUGUACCUGAAUAUAAAUAUGUAUAGUCUGUACAUGUGAAAGUAAGUUACAUAUAUAUUGUUUUUUACUGCAUAGGAAUGCAAUGAAUACAUUGACACUAGUGUAACUAUUAUACAGUAUGCCGUGGAUAAAUGAAGGCCUUUUGUGCAUAAGCUCAAACUGGGAAAGUUUGAUUAAAAUCAGGAUAGUCUAGUUUGACGUCUUCAGCGUCACUCUCAGCCAUUACAAUGUCACUGUAAUACUUCGGGGGGGCGUGCUCUAACUCUAUUUGGAGUGUUUCUGCAUACACUCUCAAAACCAAAUAUCUCUGUCUAAUGUUCACGGAUACUGAUACGUGUCACAUUACCUGUCUACACCUCACAGACUUUGAGCACUGAUUAUUAUACAUUUUUUGUGAGUUGACCUGUGAACCUCUGCACUUGCUAUGACCUUAAACUGAGUUGUGCUGGUGGGGCUAGCCAUUUUGGUUAGGUCACUUGUACUCUUGUUCUUUUGUUUUUUUACAAUGCCUUAUCAAACAAACAAAAUGUUAUAUAACCUUAAAUGCAAAAUAACUUGUUAUAAAUCCUUCAUAUGUGCAGAAGCUUGAAUUAAUUUGUAAUAAAACAAAAAAUUUGCUAUA